Knipowitschia caucasica is the source of this 1296-nucleotide messenger RNA. Lineage: Eukaryota; Metazoa; Chordata; Actinopteri; Gobiiformes; Gobiidae. The record is from the annotation of a GenBank genome assembly.
AUGACGGAAGAGGUGAUUGUAAUCGCCAAGUUCGACUACAUGGCCCAGCAGGACCAGGAGCUGGACAUUAAGAAGAACGAGCGCCUCUGGCUUCUGGACGACUCCAAGUCCUGGUGGAUGGUCCGAAACGCCACCAACAAAACCGGCUUUGUGCCCUCCAACUACGUGGAGAGGAAAAACAGCGCCAGGAAAGCCUCGAUCGUCAAAAAUCUGAAAGAUACACUCGCUCUUUGGGUGUUCACAUGGAAUAACUUCACAGCUGCAGUGGGAAGAGCGCUGGGGCCGGGACACAGAGGGAGAGGUGGCGAGCCCAAAAUGGACAUGGCAAACCUUUUCAAACACAUCUUUCGGAUCGGGAAGGUAAAGGGCAGGAAGGGCGGCAUGAGAGACACUGCCUCCAAUGUGGACUCGGACAUGUACGACAACGGGGAGCGUCUGUACGACCUGAACGUGCCCGCCAUGGUCAAGUUCAGCUACACGGCCGAGCGGGAGGACGAGCUGUCUCUGGUCAAAGGCACGCGAGUCAUUGUCAUGGAGAAGUGCAGUGACGGCUGGUGGCGAGGCAGCUACAGCGGCCGCUCGGGCUGGUUCCCUUCAAACUAUGUGACAGAGGAUGUGGAUCGAACAGUGGGGGGUCCAGGAGGGCUGGGCGAUUCCGCGGUGUCACUGACAGAGAAGCUGACCGCCGUGGUCAACAACACAGCCAAUGGGAACAGAGUUCUUCACACGGUCCAGGCCUUGUACCCGUUCAGCUCGGGCAACGAUGAAGAGCUGAACUUUGAAAAGGGAGAAGUGAUGGAGGUGGUAGAGAAACCUGAGAAUGACCCAGAAUGGUGGAAGUGCCGCAAAGCCGAUGGACAGUUGGGCUUAGUGCCUAAAAAUUACGUAACAGUGCUGGACUCCAGCUCCCAUAAACUCCUGCCAGGCCCAGCCGGACCCCCCACCCCUGACUGUGACUACAUCUCCCCGUCAGGGACCGGCCGCUUCGCCGGGAAGGAGUGGUACUACGGCAAAGUGACCCGGCACCAGGCAGAGGUGGCCCUGAACCAGAGGGGCAGCGAGGGAGACUUCCUCAUCAGAGACAGCGAGUCAUCGCCCAAUGAUUUCUCCAUCUCCCUGAAGGCACAAAGCAAGAACAAGCAUUUUAAAGUGCAGCUUAAAGAUAACCUUUACUGCAUUGGACAGCGUAAGUUCAACUCUAUGGAGGAGCUUGUGGAACACUACAAAAAGGCGCCCAUCUUCACCAGUGAGCAGGGAGACAAACUGUACCUGAUCAAGGCUCUGGCCGCCUCCUGA